UAAUCUUGAUUCAUAAAAUUUCAGCUUGUGUAUCGGCAGUUCUACAAGCCGAGUUCUUUAGGAGAAGUAGGAACUUUGAGCCAGUUGCGAAAUUUUGUUCACAGAAUUGAUGUCCAUGGGGGUGACGAAGUAAUUCAAAAAUACAGAGCUCACUAUGCAUUUUUGAUGGACUGCUUGGAUGCUUUGAUCACAGGAGCAUGCCUACAUCUUCUUGAAAAGGACAACUUAGAUUCCAAACCAAACCGGAAGCAAGAGCUUUUUGAGGCUCAGUCUACAGAUGACAAGUACAAAUUUCUUCGGCAAAUUGCCAAGGAUAUACUAGAUAGAUAUGUAAACCUUAAUCCAGAUUUGAGAAGAUUCGAGGAGAAAGUACAAGAAUUAGAUGUCCAAAGUCAACAAAUCAAAGACAUGUUUGAUCAUAGACUGCAAAAGUACAUCUGUGUAUCUUGUGAAAAACAGUACAAAAAAGUAGGCCAUUUAAAGAGACACUUAAAAGAAAAACAUUUGUGGGAUUUCACAGAGACUGAAACAGAAGAAGAGGAAAAACCAUAUAGAAUAUCCUUGUACAGGGCUUCACUAAUGAAAUGUUUGUUAUUGCUUAAAGACACCAAUGAUGGAUACAAUAUGGGAGAUGGAGACAGAAUCAUGAUAAAUGCUAAGUUUCAGAUGUUGCUUUCAGGGGUAUGUAACCACACAAAAUACCAGAUCUGGUUAUUUAGAUUCUUGGCAUAUUAUCAUUGCAUUCUGAGUCCCAGAGAUGCUCACGAAUACAAGUGGAACUGUACAUCAAACCUCUCUGGUGGCACUGGCCACAACAUACUAAACGACAAUUUAGUUGAAAUAAUGGUCCAUAGAUUGAAGGAAAAACUACGUACACAAGGAGCAAACGUUACAUACGAGAGUGCAAGAAAGGCAGCCCUGUCACUUCAAGUACAAGAUCAAAUUAAACAGAAUGCCAUGCAUGAAAUUGCCUUGAAACCAAAAGGAAUAACCCGAACAGAGCCAUCCAAGAAGACUGAUGUUGAAUUAAUUAUAGACCAAUUCAAGAAAGCUGAAAUUUUUGAUUGUGUGCCUGGAAGGCAAUUUCAUGCCUUUUCUUCCUUUCAGGACUUAUUUUCAAGGGUAAAAGAUGUAGAAUUACAUAAAUGGAUUCAAAGCCAGCUGAAAGAAGCAUUGUCAUAUGAGAUUGUAUAA
Molecule: messenger RNA, 1194 nt
Organism: Saccostrea echinata
Lineage: Eukaryota; Metazoa; Mollusca; Bivalvia; Ostreida; Ostreidae
Exons: 3
Coding region: 166-1194 (342 amino acids)
Source: RefSeq, a predicted model, not a curated record